AGACGCUGUAAGGGAAUUCCGGGGCCGUGCGCGCUGACGUAAGGCAGCCCGAGGGGCGGCGCUGAGGAGAGGAGAGGAGAAAGAGAGCCUGCGAGUCCCUUCAAAAAACUCCCUGCUCACCGCAACUCGAUCCCUGUCUUAACUCACAGACACAGCUCUGUGCUCGCUAUAGAGAGCGGAGACUUACCCAGCAACAACAUUACAUAUCAGCAGCACGCCCUCUGCGGAGAGACACAACAGACUUGGCUUUUAAACCGAAGGAUUUAGGAAAAUAAACGAUUUUGCGGAUUACUACUGUUGUUAUUCAGCCGGGUCGGACUGGUAACUGUUAUACGCCAAGGAGAAGUUGCGGAUAAACUGCGCCCGCGACACUCACGGAUCCUGUCUAACUUUUGGGAGCGCUAGUGGAGACGCAAGCUGAACGAGUUUUACUACUAAAGUUGACAGGAGUAGCAGUAAACAGCUUCUCCGUCGUGUUGGUGAGUGGCCCUCUCUGUUUUGCAGUGGAGGGCUUCACACUCACAGCUAGUGUGGCUGGAUGCAUCACACAGCAGAACAGUUCGCCGGGUGCAGCACACGGGACCCUUUUCCUCUGGACGGACUCAACCGGGGACCAUGGGCUCCUGUGGGCAGCCGCGCCUGGCCACCUCCCUCCAGGUGCUUACCAGGUGUCAAUCAGCACCAGUUCCUCCCCCAUAUGCCACCCAGUCACAUGACUGGGCUAAAUCAUUCUAGUAAAUUUUUAAACAAUGGUCCCUUACAUCGAGGAGAUAAGCAAGACCUGUCUCAGGCUUUGUUGCCAGGAUUGCAAAGGAUGCCCCCUGCUCCUCCCAAGCCUUGGGAACCAACCAGAACUGGCCAGGGAUAUGAGCCAUUGCCUGUUGAUAACCACAACCGACUGCACAAUGGCUACAAUGCAGGACCUCCUGCACACCUCACAGCUCGAGCCAGUCAGCUACUGAAGUAUGGUGCGCCUCAUCCUCAGCUCCUAGCCCAUGUCUCACGGCCCAUGCCUCCAUUACCUGAUAUAUGGACUCAACCUCAGACUCAGCAGCAACCCAGGGGACCUCACUCUCAUUCUGGACAGUUAAAACGGCCUGGGCCCCUACUGGGAGAGCACUCUGUCAUUCAGCAUACCCCUGAUCCAUCUCUGCACUGGCCCAUGGAGGACUGCCCCAGUCCGAGCAAGAGAAAGAAGAGCUCUGGGUCUGAACAGAUGACUCCUUCAGCCAUGCAGCGCAUAUCUGGGCUGCCUGUACAUUUGAAACAGCAGCCAUCCUCCAUCUACCCCCUACCCAAACCUGGCUUUUGGAACCCAUUGCACAAAGGAGGAGCACCUUGGAACCUGAAUGAACACAAAAGCAGACCCAUCGAUUUCCAGGAUUCAGCUAAGUCAGGAAUUGAAAAUUUCACCUAUAAACCGCCUCCCUUGAAUCCAUCAACCAUGUCUUCACCCACCAUUUCUGCCAUAAGAGGCUACGAAGAAAGCAGGGGUCCUCCACCACAGUCCCACAAGACUGCUCUGUCACCACAGUCUCUGGGACCACCUUCACAGAACCUUCACAUCCAUCAUUCUCCAUACCCCUACCCCAACAACAGACCUUCAGCUCAGACACAAGGGGAACCACGUGGUACUACUCCACAAAGAGGACAUGGUUCUGGAGUGAGUUCUUUGGAUAACCAGGCUCCACCACCACAUACAUCCUCAUCAUCACCACGGGCAGAUGGGGUGCGCCCUGCACCAUCACCAGCAAACAACACCUCUGUGCCUUACAGUCACCCCCAAUUCCAGCCUCACCCAGGGCUGGUCCUUUCCAGCCCACCAGCCAGCAACCAGGCCCAGGCCACAGUACCUCAGCACAACCCCCAUAAACCCUGGAGGAAUCAGGAAUCACGUGACUUUUCAGCAAGAGGGGAUUCUCAGGUUGCCGCACGCCUUUCUCAGGCACCGAAUAGGUUUGCUGGGGCCAAACAGGGUCCAGGGACCCACCAGCGUGUGAGCCCUCCUCAGGCCCCUGCUCGAAAACCUGUCAUUACCCCAAACCUAGAAACUCCUUGCUCUCUAAAACUAUACACCAAUGUUGGAAGCAUUCCUGCCUUGAGCUCAGCACCCUCUACCACCUCCUCCAUUCCUAGCUCCCUGAGCAGUUGGAGAGCGACAGAUUCUUCAGUGCUAGUCUCAAACCCAAACCAUGUAUCCAUGAUUGGUCAAAAUCUAACACAUAUAGGGUAUCAGGGUGUCCACCCUGGUGUUGGAACCCUUCCAAAACAGUUGGGUAGACCCAACUACACCCCAGUGUCCUCUUCUCCCUCCAACCUAAACUCAGGACUUCAGAGAUCAGGGGAGAGCGUCAUCACCAGCAAGACUUAUAACACUCUCCCUCAAGUCAGUUCACCUUUACAUUGCCCUCAGCUUCCAGAACACAUAAAAGUCAACUCAGCCCUACAGGCAAUUUCUUGUAAUUCAUACAGCUCAUCACCCAUCCAAGCUUCCUCCUCAAUUUCUCAGGCAACUACUACUGUUCCAGCCCCAGUCUACCCAAGGUCCUGUUUACAGCCUGCUGCCCUAAGCUCUCAGUCCAUUGCUGAUGCUUUAAAUAAACUUGAUGCAGAGCUGCAAGGCCACAUGCAAGCAGAAGAGCGGAGGAGAGACCAGAAUGAAGAGAGGAAACGGAAUGUAGAACGACAAGAAGUGGAGACAAAGCCACCCAGUGAGUCUACUAUCAAGAGUCUGGAACAUUUGGUGUCAGGUAGUGCAGCUGAGCCUCCACCUCCUCGUUUGUCACCAACCAAUGCACUCUCCUCCGUCUCACUUCCUAGCCAGAAUUCACCACCUUAUCCCUGGUUGAGUCGAGGAGGAGUGCCCCCACGUCUUUCUGGAACUCCAGCAAACGUUUUGGAACGGUCACAACCACCUCCUCUUACCCCCCAGACAGAAUAUGCCCGUGAGAAGCAAAGGCAGAGAGAGAAAUGGAAGAAUGGAGCACCAUCUCAGAAUUCCACUGGGAAUCCCACAUACCCCUCAGAUUCGGGUCUCAUCAGCCCCUCCGAAAACCAUAGCCACACCAUGAAAUUGAAGCCUGAUCCAUACAAAGAUGUCACCAUGUUGAAAACCUCUCAUAAUGCUGAGAUUAUAGACACUAUUCCCAACCCUCCACCUCUGCGCGAGCCACCCAAACUUUACCAGGCUUUCCCCAAGGAUAUUCGUUCUUCAUGCACGCCUAUCAGCACGACUAUAAGCAGCCUUCAAAAACGUAUGCCCAGUACAGGACUUGGUAGUCUGGGUAGCAGUGCUAGAAGUUGCAGUGGUGACUCUGAUGGUGCCCAAUUUGAGGAGGAAACUUCUGAGCUUUUGCCUGAUGGAUUGGCUAAUAUUAUAAAGAUGCUGGAUGAGUCCAUCAAGAAAGAGGAGGAGCUAUAUUCUGGUCAGAGUGGAGAACAGGCAGUACCGGAACCUCCAUUUUCUACUAACGUGGUACCUAUGAAGAGUUAUGUAUGUGCACCAGACCUCAUGCCUGCCCUUAAGCAAUCUCCAAUUGAGGAUUAUCAGCCAAUUGGCCAUGCAAGCCCACCUGUGUUAAGUCGGCAAGGUUCGCUGGCAUCUCCUUGUAGCCGUACUUCACUUGAGGAAGAAGAGGAGGUUCUUAAGGUCAUUCCCAAGCCUGCCAAUUCCAUUUACAUGCAGUCUCAAGAAAGCAGUCUUGCCACAACAGGAACCAACUAUCGCCAUAGUGACCUGGCCAAGCUGUAUGGCCUUCCAGAGUUAGAGAAAAGUGAGUGUGAGGAUGAUGAAGAAGAAGCGGAUCGGGAAGAUGAAACUCCAUCCUGUUCACCACCACAGCGGCCACAUCUCCAUCAGACAGGUGUGAACAGCAUGUUUAAAAACCUUGUAUCUGUACUUGAGAGCCAGAAGUACACCUACCGAGGUGGGCCCUUUGGUCGUCCUCCUCCCUCUGCUUUUAUGGGAGUGAAGUACUCUUCAUCUCUUUCACUGGAGCCUGACAUUUGCAGACAACAACAAAGCACUUCUCCUACAUCAGGUUCAGCCAAUCACCCAGGUUUCAGCAGUCCAACACAAACCCCUGCCAUUAGCAGCUCAGGUCAGCCUCGUCCCCUCUCACCUACAGAUUGGGCAUCGGAGAGGAAGAGAGGGGAUAACACAAGCCAGUCAGAUCUUUUGGGCAAUGAUGAUGAGGAAGACAUUUCAUACGAACCCACAGGACAAAAGGAUUCUGGAACUGUGAAAGACUUGUUGGAAAAACGACCAAAGCUGACCACCAUCUCAGAGUCUUCCCUAGCGGAGCUUGGUCAUAGCUAUGAGGUGAACAAACAUAUACUCCUUUAUAAAGACCACUCAAAGGCAGAGUCACAGGAGACAUGCAAACCUGAUAAAGAAAAGGACCGAGAACGAGAGAGGAAACACAAAAACAGUGGCAGUAGCAAAAAACAUGAGGACAGGAAAGAGAGAAAGAAAAAGCACAGAGAAAGACACGAGGAUGCGUCUCUUUCCUCAUCCUCAUCUUCCAGCUCCAGUCGACGGCACAGGGAGGGAAAGUCACACAAAGAAAAAAAGAGCCGGCAGGUACUGGGUAACCUGUACCUUCAGAGUAAGGAGUUUAGGGAGAUGGAACAAGAGCAUGACGGAGACAAAAAGAGAAGGAAAGAGGAAUGUAGCCGACCCCAGAGUGAAAGAGAAGAAUGGGCACGGAGUAAAGACAAGGGCACCAGCUCAGGACGUUCCUCUGAUCUCCCAUCAGCUUCUUCAGCAUUAUGUUCUGAUGACUUUCAGAAACUGAAAGCACUGACAGAUGGGCCACCCAAAGAACUGAAGAUACGCCUCAUAAAGGUAGAGAGUGGGGACAGGGAGACAUUUAUUGCUUCAGAGGUAGAGGAGAGAAGGAUUCCUUUGGAGGAAAUCACCAUAAAGAACACAGCUAGUGAAAUCGUCAGAGCCUGCAAGGGAGCUCGCUUGAAGGGGAAAUUUAAGGAGUCGUACCUCCUACCUGCCCUCUCUGUUAAACCAGUUUUGACCACAGAACAGCCCAUCCCUCGAGAGAAACUCAACCCCCCCACACCUAGCAUCUACUUGGAAAGUAAAAGAGAUGCAUUAUCUCCGGUCCUGCUGCAGUUUUGCACAGAUUCUAAGAACCCCAUUACUGUCAUCCGGGGACUAGCUGGCUCCCUCAGAUUAAAUCUUGGUCUGUUUUCCACUAAAUCUUUGGUGGAGGCAAAUGGGGAGCAUGCAGUAGAGGUCAGGACCCAGGUCCAGCAGCCAGCUGAUGAGAACUGGGAUCCCAGCGGCACUGGCCAGACCUGGCCCUGCGAGAGCAGCAGGUCGCAUACAACAAUUGCCAAGUAUGCCCAGUACCAGGCCUCCAGCUUCCAAGAGAGCUUGCAGGAAGAGAAGGGUAGUGACAACGAGGAGGAGGAUGAUGAUGAUGAUGAUGAUGAUGAGAAAUUGGCCACCAACUCUGAGAAUCCAACCAGUAACUCCUCAGCUCCCAGCUCCAGUUCAGAGCAGAAACCUGUGGGGAAGAUAAUCAAAUUUGGCACCAACAUUGACCUAUCCGAUCACAAAAGAUGGAAGCCUCAGCUGCAGGAACUGCAGAAAUUGCCGGCAUUUAUGCGUGUGUCCUCCAGUGGGAAUAUGCUGAGUCAUGUUGGCCACACCAUUUUGGGAAUGAAUACAGUACAACUCUACAUGAAAAUCCCUGGCUGCCGCACACCAGGACACCAGGAGAACAAUAACUUCUGUUCUCUAAACAUCAAUAUUGGGCCUGGAGACUGCGAGUGGUUUGCUGUCCAUGACAACUACUGGGAGGCCAUCAGUGAUUUCUGUGAAAAACAUGGCGUCGAUUACCUGACAGGAUCAUGGUGGCCGGUUCUGGAUGACUUGUACCGCGCUAACAUCCCCGUGUACCGGUUCAUCCAAAGGCCAGGAGAUCUGGUAUGGAUCAAUGCAGGCACUGUACACUGGGUUCAGGCCGUGGGCUGGUGCAACAACAUUGCUUGGAAUGUGGGACCUGUCAACUCUUAUCAGUACCAGUUGGCUUUAGAGAGAUUUGAGUGGAACGAAGUGAAGAAAGUCAAAUCCAUCGUUCCCAUGAUUCACGUAUCCUGGAACGUGGCAAGCAACGUCACAGUCACUGACCCAGACACUUACAAGAUGAUCAAACACUGUCUCCUCCAGUCUAUUAAGCACAUUCAGAUUCUGAGGGACCAGCUGGUGGCAACAGGAAAGAAGAUCUCCUACCAGAGCAGAGUGAAGGAUGAGCCGGCCUACUACUGUAACGAGUGUGAUGUGGAGGUGUUUGACCUGCUGUUUGUGACCAGUGAGAAUGGCAGUCGGAAGAUGUAUGUGGUGCACUGUGAGGACUGUGCACGACAGCGCAACCCAAACCUCUCCAGUGUAGUAGUGCUGGAGCAAUACCGCAUGGAGGAGCUCAUGAACGUGUACGACUCUUUCAGCCUGGCUACCGGUUCCAGCUCCCAAUGAGGACGUCUCAUCCCUUUCCCUCACACAGCCAUAACCAAAACUCCUGCUCGCAGGACAAGAUCUUUUAUUUUAGUCCAAUUAAAACAUUUA
Messenger RNA from Sinocyclocheilus grahami, 6586 nucleotides. RefSeq names its product lysine (K)-specific demethylase 6B, a (gene kdm6ba). Gene Ontology annotation, molecular function: RNA polymerase II cis-regulatory region sequence-specific DNA binding; histone H3K27me2/H3K27me3 demethylase activity; chromatin DNA binding. Gene Ontology annotation, cellular component: MLL3/4 complex. The transcript is spliced from 22 exons. Bases 539 to 6496 code for a protein of 1985 amino acids. The record is from RefSeq and is a predicted model, not a curated record. Gene Ontology annotation, biological process: heart development; regulation of gene expression. NCBI's taxonomy places the organism in Eukaryota, Metazoa, Chordata, Actinopteri, Cypriniformes, Cyprinidae.